UGCUGUUUAUUUGCUAGAGGAUGGUAUAUGUGUGAUGAAUUCAGUCGUUUCUAGGAUACCAGGACAACAAUGAUAGAAAAAUCUAUAUUAUAGAGUAGUUUAUAGACGCUGGGCUACGCUGGGUGGCUGGGCGGCCUCGCUGGGCACGCUGGGCGGCAACGCGGGGCACGCUGGGCGGCAACGCUGGGCACGCUGGGCGGGCGCUUGGGUAGCGCUUAGCGGACUUGAGGCCCACACAUUGGGCAUGCCGAGGCCGCGCGGCCAAAGGCUUUACUUGCGCCGCGGGGACGCGGUGCGGCGCGUCUCGUGAGCACAAACAAAGGCGGCGCGCCGCCCUCGAGGUUCAGGGCAGCGUUGGCACAGUGCUGCGCCAGUUUGCGCAGUAGCGAGCUGCGCCUGCUCUGUUCAGGCUUGCACUGCGUCGCGCUGCACUGCGCUGCUCGAUGCGUGCAAUGCUGCGCUGCUCCUGUGCACAGCGGUGAACUCGCCCGCGUCGUUGGCCUUGGCUUACGCUAGACUAGCACUGCUGGCGGGGUUCUCAAGCGGGCGCCCGAAGGGCGCCCCGCAAUUGGAGACGCCCCGCGUCACGCUGGGCGCGGAAUUCGGUAGAUCUGGCACAUUUGGGUCGCCCAGUGUGCCCAGCGUUCCCAGCCCAGCCAUGUUGGGAUACCUUAGCAUGAACCAUUCUACUAUAUUAUGGCUCGUUAACGAUUAAUGUAAAUCAAAUGCCCCUGCUGGCUCUUACGGACUAGAUCAUAUUAAAGGGUACAGUAUGAACUUGAACCUGCCGAAAUUUUCUCUCUUUUUUAAACAAUCAAAAAACCUAGUGCGAUUGUACAGAAUUGAAUGCCAAUAUAAAUAGUGUCUUGAGGAAUUGAAUGCUAAAUAUAGUCCUGUUGUAAGAAAUUAUUCCAAGAAUAGUAUCAUCGUUAAUGUGUAUGUGGUAAAUAUUAGAUUCAGACAUUUUACUGCUUUUUUUUUGUAAGAAAGUAGAAAUAUUUAUGUUUAUAAGUAUAAGACCACAAGCAAACUCCUCUUCGAUGAAAAAUGAAACUACAUGUUUACUUCAAAUUGUACACUCAAAUUUAGCGAAAAGCACUUUUCUUUCUUUGAUGAUGUAGUCUCGGUCUGAUGUUUAUAUAUAGUUUCAUAGUAUUUUUCGUUACAU
Amoebophrya sp. A25 is the source of this 1168-nucleotide messenger RNA. Lineage: Eukaryota; Dinophyceae; Syndiniales; Amoebophryaceae. The record is from the annotation of a GenBank genome assembly.